This is a messenger RNA of Kwoniella shivajii, 792 nucleotides long. RefSeq lists its product as uncharacterized. The transcript is spliced from 4 exons. Lineage: Eukaryota; Fungi; Basidiomycota; Tremellomycetes; Tremellales; Cryptococcaceae. Bases 1 to 792 code for a protein of 263 amino acids. The record is from RefSeq and is a predicted model, not a curated record. Gene Ontology annotation, biological process: carbohydrate metabolic process.
AUGGUUAACAGCACAUCUAGUCGCUCUCAUCAACUACAAAAGGUCGAAAUCAAUGUCGACUGUGGCGAGGCGUUUGGUCUUUGGGAAGGUGGACCCGAUGAAGAACUCAUGCCGCUGAUUGAUGCGGCCAACAUUGCGUGUGGAGGUCACGCAGGGGAUCCAGUCAUCAUGCGGCGGACAGUAGCCCUGGCGAAGAGAUAUGGUAUCAAGAUUGGAGCUCAUCCGGGGUUUCCUGACAAGACUGGGUUCGGCAGACGCUUGAUCGCAAUGAGCCCGGAACAGGCUUAUGCAGAAAUGCUUUUCCAAGUCGGUGCUUUGAAGGUAUUCUUAGAUGAGGCUGGAGUCCCAUUGAAUCAUAUCAAGCCGCAUGGGAUGUGGUAUAUCAUGAUGCAAGACGACGAGGAGCUCAACGACGCUGCCAUGCGAGCAAUCAGUCAUUUCAAGGUGCCCGUAUACGGACUUCCUAAUACCCUCCAUGAGUCUGGAGCGAAGAAAUAUGGCAUCCCCUUCAUUCCUGAAGCGUUUGUGGACGUAAACUACGAUUCCAAAGGCAAACUUUUAGGAGUACCAGGGAGUAGAAAGAUGACUACCGACGACAUAAGUCAAGCAACUACAUCGUUAGGGAAGAAGGGUUUGGUGCCAGCAGUUGAUCUCAGUUUAGUGGACGUGGGUGUGAAGGGAAAGCCUUUCACUAUUUGUUUGCAUUCCGACUUCAAAACAUGUAGGGAGAACGUCGCAGCUGCUAGGAAAGCAGUCGACGAGGUUAACGAAGAGUUGUACAAUCAUUUGUAG